Messenger RNA from Stereum hirsutum FP-91666 SS1, 3015 nucleotides. RefSeq lists its product as uncharacterized. The transcript has 12 exons. The coding region runs from base 1 to 3015 and encodes 1004 amino acids. The record is from RefSeq and is a predicted model, not a curated record. Lineage: Eukaryota; Fungi; Basidiomycota; Agaricomycetes; Russulales; Stereaceae.
AUGUGGGGGGUGCUGGACCACCUUUCCCUUUGCUACCGACUCGGCAAUUUGUCAAUCCUUUUUACCACGCUCUCUCUCGUGCUCGUUCUUGGUAUCCCCUACCCUGCGGCUGCGCAGACCGUCGUCAACGGCCAGAUCUUCACCAAUGGGCUCGCCAUCGUCGAUGCGCCGGCAGUGGGCAGUCAAUUUCACGCAGGCUCGAACAUACCGAUCGCCAUAGACGUUUCUGGUGACGGCAAGCUUCCUCAGGUAGCAGCGAACCCGGAUACAAGCUCAGCCCUCUGGACCGGCUUCGACUCACUCGAGCUUUACCUUGUUUCCUCCCAAACCAACCUCAACCUUACGGUAUCUAAUGGAACGGAUUAUUUAAGUGGAGAGCCCGGAAGUACCGUCAAACAUCUUGACUUCGAUCUACCGAGCUGCGUUCCAGCAGGGGCUUACAAUUUCACCGUAUACGAAAGAUCGCACAUAAACAACGUCUCGUAUUUCUCCAUUACACCCAUCGCCAUCUCCAUACUCAACGAAGGAUCCGCCACCUCCUCCAACGACUCUUGCGAAGCCGCGUCAAACGUUGUGCAAUCUGUCCCACAACCAUCAUCCCCUUUAUUCCCUAACCCCUUGAUUGGUACUGGAUCCGCGACCGUGAUGGAUACCUCCUCCCUCACGAUGCCGACCUCAUACAUAACCUACGCGUCCAGCUAUCCGAUGUACGCAUCUUCGGGUAUGGUCACUGUCACCAUUGGUUCAGGAGGCGUGGUCCUCCCGAGCCCGACUGCUCCUGGUCCUGUGGUGGUUCCCUCGGUCAUCACUACGACUCUCUCCGGUGGCGCAACAACCACAAUAACCUUCGCCUCGUUAUCAACUUCAUCUACCACCACAUCCGCGCCGCCAACGACAGUGACCGACACUAUCACUAUCAUACUUGUAUCCCUCUCGACCAGUGUGACGACGAUAUCUGGACAACCGGUCACCACUACAAGUAACCACUACGACAGCCACAAUGCAAGCGGUCGGGACAGAUACAGGUUUUCUUCCCGUGAACUCUGCGAGAACACACGGUCACUCGACUGUUCUGCUGUGUAUGGUACUCUCUAUGUUGAUUCUCAUUUUGCGAUAACGACUCCUCGGGUGUUUGGGACUUUGCAGCGAGGAGUGAUCCUUCCCUUUGUAAUGCCCAUUGACUUCAUGAUUCCCCACCGACGAGCAGACGAACCUGUUCCCUGCCAGGCGGCUGUCAUCCAAUUCCAGACGACUCUGUUACUUUCCGACUACUACAAGUUCUAUGGCUCCGCAUCCCCCAAUACCUCCGCCGUGACGUAUACCGCUCUUCGAGACGGCUCAUUGAUUGCGCCUCCUCUCCGCCACGAAUUCCUCGUCGUCGCCGCGAACCUUGUCUUGUCCGGUAUCUUCCUAUUGAUCGCGAUCCGAAAUGCCAUCGUCUCGGCGUCUUUCAUAUGGCGUAUCAAGAUUAAGAAGAAAGGUCUUUUCUAUGCACUUUUCGCCAGUCAGUUUCUUGGUCUUGUGAUGCUGUGCGUCAAGUUGUAUAGUACGUUCAGGCCGGAGACCAAUUGUGCAACAACAGGAGCUGUCAUGGAGGUUUUGGAUGGUGUUGCAUCCGGGCUCAUCAUGACCGGCAUAUUUGGCGUCAAAGCUUACCGUUGCCUGAAUAACUCGUGGCUUGCCCUUUUUGUCGUCUCCCUCCUUCAAGUCGCUAUCACCGCCCUUUUAUUGGUGGAUACCUUUCAUCUGGCUGAGAGCAUCAGAAACCUGUCUGGUAUAUGUUCUUGCUUUGUCUUGGGCUGCUUCAUUUUGGCUGUCUGGAAGUCUUCCAGACUGCUGGCAGCUCAAGGUCGUCUUUCUUAUCGUCUCUCCAACCACGAAUCAAAAACCGAGGAACCAGCACCUAGUGUGGGCGGGGCAGCUUUGCGUGCACGAAAGCCUCGUGGUUGGUGGGACUACGUUCCGCCACCAACAAAUUUGGAGUCCAGACAGCCCGUCGUAACCCACACCUCGCUCAACGCGAAAAACGGUGGCUUAUUUUCUGUGCUCAAGGGCCUUUUCAUGGAGGCUGAGCAUGUUGAACCUCCUCGAAAACCAUCCUUACAUAGCGAGCAUCCUCUACCUGCCCAAGCUAGACGUUCGAGAAGCAGAAGCAGUGCGUCGCAGGUAGCGUCAUCCCGGCCAGGACUACUGGUACCACAUCGCCGCAUCAACAUCAAACCCCGCGUCCUCCUAUUCCGUGAAGUCAUGCGAGACGAGCUAUGCUAUACCACCGCGGUCUCCGGUGCCUGGGUCGCAAGUGCUGUCAUGGCUCUGGUCGGUGUGGCCCACCCUAUGUUCAUCGACGACGACAAUUGGCUUUCCCUUAACUUCGCCGUCAUCUCCCUCCUCGCGUGCCACAGUCUCGGUCGUGCCGUCGUUCGCAACGAACAGGAGGCCAUAUUCAGGGACCCUCGGCUCUGGGAUCCCAAGCUUCUCCCCGAUCGUGAGGCCAUAAACCGAAUCAACGAAGGUGGAAGGGGAGACGGGGGGAGGGGCUCGCCUGUGUUCACGCUCAGCAGCCGAGUGGAUGAUGGAAUGACAAGGGGGAUGUCGGAGUCUAGUCAUGGGGCAAGACCCUCGAUCAUCCCGAGUCUCAGGGGCAAUGUUGCAGGGAGUAGAGGCCAUCGUAGUGCUGAGCAUCGGCAGAGUGGCGAAAGUUGGAACAGUACACACGCUUUCUUUCCCCGCGUAGAUGGAGACCAAAGCCGUCGAGGACGUUCAGAUUCGGGGUCGUCUCACGAGGACUCCAUUCCCGAUUCGCCUGCUGUCGACCCUUACAGGACUUCUCCUAGUUUCGCAAACUCGGCGCCUGGACUGGAUGUCGACGCGAUGGACAUCAUUAUCGGGCAUUCGCGAUCCGGCGUAGAACGAUCAGCGACUUCGCCUUAUACCCAGAAUACCCCAGUCUCCCCUGAUCUUUCGCAGUUCAUGAACGAAGAUUCUGACCCGUUUGGCACUCCACGAGCGUAUUGA